CUAGCUAAAUUCAGACCUCAAAUCUGUGACUCGUAGUGCAUUUCACGGUAAUAAACAGCACAGAAACAACUCCCGUAAUAACGCCUCAUGAACGCAAGCCUUGACUAAUUCAGAAAAUGAUUUCAUGCACUUUGUGUGAUGCAGUAUCAGAUUAUUAUCAGGCCUCGAAUAAUGUUGACCGCAAGCAUUUGCUAGUGAAUGGCAUAUUGUUUAAGUUUUUAUGCUCUUCCAACACUUUAUAUGAAGGAUGAGACACAUUUUUUUGUUGAAUUCCUUCAAAAGAUGCCUCUUGUCAAAAGCUAUAGUGCAAAAAGAUAGCAUCUUUAUUGACCACUGAAUGAUACUGACAGAUAUGGGUGUCUAAAUGAAGUAUUUUUCUCCAGUCUCCCUUUCAAAGUUGUGAAAAGCAACCCUUUAACGAAUUGCCAAAAAUGGUACGUCUUGAAAAGAAAAGUACUAAGUGGAUUUUUGUUCGCAUUCAAACUUUUUAUUUAAAUGGUUUGAGUAUCGUGCUAUACAGGGUUCAGGAGGGAUUGGUUUUGACUACAGUUAAGCCUGUAGGCACGAAAACUUGCCAAGAACAGACGAAAUAUUGCUUAGCAGAAACUGGUAACCAUUAAAUUGUCACUAAAUGCAACUAGUUGUCAAAUGCAUGUAUGGCUGAAAUUUAUAAUUAUAUGCCCUUGAUAGAAUACAAACUGUUCAAUAUUUAAUUUCCCGGGUCGAAAUGGGUAUUGGGAUAGUUCACCCAGUUUCCAAAAUCCACUGGUCCAAAUUACCGGCUAUGGCUACGGCUAGUUAUCAGCGUCACUCAUUAUGCAUUGAAGUAUAGGACUAACUUAGCAACACAGUUAGCAACAGUCGAAGCUGUAACAGUUUGCGACUACCGCUAGCUACGGCUACGACCAUUGUUAAAGGUAUUGGGAUAUUUCAGUCAGUUUCCAAAAUCCACUGGUCCAAAUUACCGGCUAUGGCUAGGGCUAGUUAUCAGGAUCAUUAUGCAUUGAAGUAUAGGACGUACUUAGACAGUUCAACUGAGUUAGCAACAGUCGUAGCCAUAACAAUUUUCGGCUACGGCUAUGACCAUUGUUAACUGUUAUAGUACUUCUGCCUUAAUUAACGGCUAUGGCUAGAUUUCCGGGUCAUCAAGCGUUGAGGUACAGGACGUUCUUAGCCGUAGCCGUAUCUGCCAAUUCGGAUACGACCUUACCAACUCUUGAGGGCGGUAGAUUAUAAAGAUUUUUUAGUAGUCUGUGCCCUUUACGUGUGGACUCUUUUUAACUUGUACAACAUUUGAGAAGUCUAAAAGAAAAACAAUAUUUUUGUUAAAACAAAUUCAGAGAAAUUCAUGUGUCGGCUACAUAUAUUUGUUAAUCGUUUGACUCUUUUGAGGUAUUUUGGAAAUAAAAUGGACAAGAUACAUGCGUCAACAAUUCAUGGGAAAUGUCCAACAAACCCUUCAGUUGAGGUGUUGCCUGAAAAUGCAGAAGAAAGUGUGGAAAAUAAUGUUUUUAGCAGUGAUUUCAUGACGGCAACUCCAGCCGAUCCACCCAGUAAACGAAAGAUGUGCGAACGGUGUGGUCGUCCAGCUACAGUGUGCCUUUGUCCAUACUUCCCAAACACCAAGUUGAAAGUCUCCACAUCGGUCUAUGUGAUUCAACACCCAAAUGAAGAGAACCGGUCUUUGAGGACUGUACCCAUACUCUUCAACUGUUUGCAGGAUGGAAAGUGCUGUGUCAUUCGUGGUCGACGCUUUUCAGAAACCAGUCAUCCAGAUCUAUGUGAAGUAUGCAAAGAUCCCAACACCCUGGUCUUAUUCCCGGGACCAGAGGCAGUGGACGUCUCUGAAGUCCCGCCCCUUCCUCCCGACAGCCAAUCAUAUUACAAUCUGGUUGUGAUUGACGGGACUUGGCAUCAGGCCAAGAGUAUGUACAAAAGCAAUGUCAUCUUUCAUCGACCAAGACAGGUGCAACUAUCUAACAGCAAUUUGAGUGAGUAUGUCAUUCGAACACAGCCUACAAAUGCAUCUCUAUCCACAGUGGAAUCAGUCGCCAUUUCUGUCUCCAUCCUGGACAAAAAUCCUGAAAUACAAGAGACUCUGCUUCGACCCCUGAGGGCGCUGUGUAAAUUUCAGCUGGACCAUGGUGCCGCUGUCCACCAUAGCAAGGAGCACCUAAGAGAGAAUGGCUUAGAGUACCUUCCUAAGAGUAAACCAGAGAAAAGUUGAUGUUUGCUCCAUUUUUCAAAAUUAUCAGUCUAUUAAAUCUCGUGGUUAUGGCUUUAUGGCUAUGGCUUUUGGCUUUGGCUUUUGGCUAUGGUUAUGGGUUUGGCUCCAGAAGCAGCAUGUAUGAAUGAGCCAUAAGCAAGUUAAAUUUGAAUAAGGUCUGGUAAAUUGCUUGAUCUCAUUCACAAUCUACCGCUUCAAUUUUGAGCAAGUUCGAGUGUGCACAAUGGUUAACUAAAGGUUGACCAUUUUGACUCGAACCCAGGCUG
Messenger RNA from Asterias rubens (European starfish), 2493 nucleotides. RefSeq names its product DTW domain-containing protein 2-like. The transcript is spliced from 5 exons. Bases 1349 to 2227 code for a protein of 292 amino acids. Lineage: Eukaryota; Metazoa; Echinodermata; Asteroidea; Forcipulatida; Asteriidae. The record is from RefSeq and is a predicted model, not a curated record.